GUUCGGCGCGGCGGUUGGUGGGGCCAAAGAGGGAGCCGCUCCUGCCUCUGAGCCGGACUCGGCCUCCGGGGUAGAGACGGCGGGAGGCGGUCGUGGCGUUCCCCGGGCGCCUGGAGGAGCGGCGAUGGCGGCUCCGGCGGCGCCCCCGGCGGCGGUGGCGGCGGCGGCUCCGGGCGGCAGCGGAGGCGGUGCCGGCGGCGGAGGCUCGGGGUCGCCGGGGGCCGGCGGCCGGUUGCCGAGCCGGGUGCUGGAGCUGGUGUUCUCGUACUUGGAGCUGGCCGAGCUGCGGAGCUGCGCGCUCGUGUGCAAGCACUGGUACCGCUGCCUGCACGGCGACGAGAACAGCGAGGUGUGGCGGAGCCUCUGCGCCCGCAGCCUGGCUGAGGAGGCGCUGCGCACCGACAUCCUCUGCAACCUGCCCAGCUACAAGGCCAAGGUACGUGCCUUCCAACAUGCCUUCAGCACCAAUGACUGUUCCAGGAAUGUCUACAUUAAGAAGAAUGGAUUUACUUUACAUCGGAAUCCCAUCGCCCAGAGCACUGAUGGUGCAAGGACCAAGAUUGGUUUCAGUGAGGGCCGUCAUGCUUGGGAGGUCUGGUGGGAGGGCCCCCUGGGCACUGUGGCUGUGAUUGGAAUUGCCACAAAACGGGCCCCAAUGCAAUGUCAGGGUUAUGUGGCAUUGCUGGGCAGUGACGACCAGAGCUGGGGCUGGAACCUAGUGGACAAUAACCUACUGCAUAAUGGGGAAGUCAAUGGCAGUUUUCCACAGUGCAACAAUGCACCAAAAUAUCAGGUGAGAAACUGGGCCUUGCCUGCUAUUGGCACACCCUGGAAUCACACAAGAAAAGUUUUGGAUGACAAAAGCUGUGGGCCUAGCAUAUCCUUAAGAUAGGAGAAAGGAUUCGAGUCAUCUUAGACAUGGAAGAUAAGACUUUAGCUUUUGAACGUGGCUAUGAGUUCCUUGGGGUUGCCUUUAGAGGACUGCCAAAGGUCUGCUUAUACCCAGCAGUAUCUGCUGUGUAUGGCAACACGGAGGUGACUUUGGUUUACCUAGGGAAACCAUUGGAUGGAUGACGGUGGCUUUUUUGGGAUCCAGGAAUGGAGGAGAAAUCUGCUUGUGGAGAGUGGAAUCAUGAGAGGACAACGCCAUGCAUGCUUGUCCAAGAAACAUCCUGGGAAACACAUGGAAUUGUAAACUGGAGAAGCAAUUCUACAGCAGGGAUUGUCUUUCUGUUUCCUCUUUCAACCAGUCCAGAAAAAUCCUCAGGGUUGCAGUUGGUUGAGUGGGCAGUUGAUAUGUGCAUGUUGCAACAGAUUUCAUCUCAAAGCUAGCAAUGUGUGAUCUCAGAUGUUUAAGGUGAGAUUUCCAAGAUGCUGUGACUGACAGGGAUAAGAUAAGGAGAUAACUUUGAGAUUUGUAAGUAGUGUGUUUGUGAAGAAAGACUUCCCAUUUUACAACUGCCUGUUCUCCACUCCCUCACACUCUCAACUCCCCAAUCCCUCUGCAGCCAGCCUGGCUAUUAGAGAAUGAAGCUGGUUGGGUUUUAUUUAAUAUUUUUAAUAUACUGAGAAGCAUGGUCUGCCUGGACUGCACUUCUCUAACAGAGAGAAAAUUGUGCAGCUAUUUUAAAAAUUGUAUAUACAGUUCAUGUAAAAAAAAACUGUAAAAAACAAAAAGGACAAAGAGUUACUUUGUUCUGAUUUAAUUUCUUAAAAGAAAAACCACUACAUGGUACAAAUUAGAACAACUUGGGACAACUAGAUAGUUAAUGUACUUAAAAAAAAAGUUUACAGAGAGGUGCUGUGUCGGUUCAUUUUGUAUUGUAUUUGGCUUAUGGUUUCCAUAGCUAUUGCAUUCUGUUUUCAUGGUCCAAAAUGAUGAUGACAACACCCCAAAUCUUUUAGCUGAAAAUUUCCUUUCUGUUGAAGAGUGAAGGAAGGCAAAUCUAUUUUUGGUUACACAUUAGUAUCAAUAAGGAUGAUCUAAAAAUAUUCUCAAUAUGUAUUCAUGUAAUGUCUGACCCUACCUCUUGGCCUUCCAAGAAAAAAAAACUGUCUAUAUACACAUAAUUAUAUUUGCUCUUGAAUAUAUUAAAUUCAAGACCCAUGUUAGGAUAAUAAAUUGGCCUUAGGAAAAGAGUUAUUGGAUUAUGUUUUCCUUUUGUUUUGUAUCUUGUAAUGCAGUAGAUAGACUUGAGUUCCCCCCCCCCCCAAAAAAAAAAAAUCUGCUGGUUGUACCAUGCAAGCAGCUUAAGCUACUUGAUGGGUUACCAAAAUAAUACUUUCUUAGUGGUGAUAUGAAUUCUUACCAUUUUGGUGUCAGCAUAGAGUCUAAGAAUGUUCCUAUACUCAUUGAAAAUAAUUGACUACCCAGAACUUGUCAAAUAUUUCCUGAAAACUUCAGGUUGGCAGUAUUCUGAAGGCUUUUGUAAGUGAUUCCAAGGUUUACCUCUAUCUAAAAUUUUGACUUCUAAAGAAGUAGCUUCUUAUCUGAUGUCACCUUGGAAUUGAUAAUGUUCAACAUAUAGACUGAGAUGUUGGAGGUCUAGUGAUUGGAGCAAAAGCAAUUACAUCAUCUUUCUGUGUUAAAACAUAUGAAUUGUGUGAUUUCAAACCUGUCUUUGUGUUAAGAACUUGCUUUAAGGGAGAAGUGGAAUCUUUGUGCCUCUUAGGCUGUUGCCAUGUGUAUGUUUGUUUUUAGAUCUAAUAAAAUCAGGGUAUAUGGUACAGCAGGCAGCUGGCUGGGAUUCUUGGGUGUCUUCUGGAGAAUUAUGUUUAUAAUAUUAGAUAAUCAUCUGAUUUAGAGUGGUAGAAAUAAGCCCCAGAACAAAGAUAUAUUACAUGCUGCCAUUUGCAAGAUUUUAAAGUAUUUAUUUCAUCUUUGGAAUAUUGCUUGAAGGAGGAAAACUGUUGAGGAUCCUCUUUUCUUGUAUAUGUAUCCAUGGAAGAAACCUUGAAACACCAUAUUAAAAUUGAAUAGAGUGGGAUUGUGAGUGUGAGUUUGUUAGAUAAACAUAGCUGCUACAGCAAUAUUGGAAAAAAUAACUAAUUCACACAAAGGAAAGAACUAGACUCAAAUUCAAAUUGAUUCCAGUUUGAAUAAUUUAAAUUCCCCUAUUACUUGCCAUUUCUUAUUAAAGAAUACAGCCAAUUCCAAGAACUUUUCCUGAGUAUUUUUUUUGGGUAAAAUUUGAUACCUUUAUUAAUGCUUUGUUUGCUUCUAAGUUUUAUAGGUGCUAUCUGGACAAUAGAGACACAUAGUUGGUGCACAACGAAUUUAUAAUCCCUAAUUGUCAAAAUAUGUCAUGGUAGACCAUAUCUCUCUUGCAGGAGCUUUAAAUAUCCCAGUGUCCCAUUUGCAUUUUCCAUAAAGUAAAGUUGAGGUAGUAGGGGGAGGGAAGCUAGGAAAAGUAAAGAGCCUUUACUUAUAACUUGAUAUAAUUUAUUGGAGACCAAUAUUAGCUGUAUAAAACAUUAAAAUAAACUAUUACAAUGUUCAAGGAA
Monodelphis domestica (gray short-tailed opossum) is the source of this 3504-nucleotide messenger RNA. It is a transcript of the gene FBXO45, whose product is annotated as F-box protein 45. Gene Ontology annotation, cellular component: synapse; SCF ubiquitin ligase complex. The record is from RefSeq and is a predicted model, not a curated record. NCBI's taxonomy places the organism in Eukaryota, Metazoa, Chordata, Mammalia, Didelphimorphia, Didelphidae. Gene Ontology annotation, molecular function: protein binding. Gene Ontology annotation, biological process: proteasome-mediated ubiquitin-dependent protein catabolic process; synapse assembly involved in innervation.